Messenger RNA from Onychostoma macrolepis, 2203 nucleotides. Its product is annotated as complement C1q-like protein 2. Lineage: Eukaryota; Metazoa; Chordata; Actinopteri; Cypriniformes; Cyprinidae. The coding region runs from base 96 to 836 and encodes 246 amino acids. The record is from RefSeq and is a predicted model, not a curated record. Gene Ontology annotation, molecular function: protein binding. The transcript is spliced from 5 exons.
CAAAGUCUAUUGGACAAUUUAAACACUUUCACAAGUUGUGGACUUUAGGACUAAGAGAAUGUUAAUUCAGCUGAUACAUCACAAAACAAUAAAUAAUGUUGAUUAUUAUAACCGUUUUAAUGCUCAAUAUGUGGGCUAUACCAGCAGAUUAUUUAUUUUCACCAAACAUAAAUAUUCUUGAAAAACUGGAAAAGAUGAAGAUCAUGGAAACAAGGAUGGAAUCUACGGAGAAGGAAAUCGAGCGACUAAGAACAGAGAAUACAGCACAAGCUGAGAAACUGAAGGACAUGAACGUUACAAUGAAUGAGAGAAAGAUCGAAAUGGAUGAACUAGUUAAACAAAAUAAAGCACAAGCAAAGGAGCUGGCGAUCCUGCGUGGUACAACAAAUGACGUAAAGACCAAAAUGGAUGAACUAAUUAAACAAAAUGAAGUUUCAAAAGUGGCUUUCUCAGUAUCUCUGUCAUCCACUACCGGACCACACAGUAGUUUACACACCCUGAUGUACAAACACAUCUUCCUCAAUGCUGGAGAGGCCUAUGAUGCAAACACAGGAAUUUUUACAGCACCCAUGAAGGGAGUGUAUGCAUUCAGGGUUUUCUCAAAGGCCUACGGAAGUCAAGGAAAAGGGGUUUCUGCAGGCCUUUUCAAGAACGGACAGCAUGAAAUUUCAACAUAUGCACGGCAAGACGGUGGUUUUAUCGGCUCUUCAAAUGGAGUUUCUCUGCUGCUGGAAAAGGGGGAUGAAGUAUAUGUAAAUCUCUAUCCCGAUUUUUGGCUUUUUGACAAUGAUUACCAUCACAGCACCUUUAGUGGACAUCUGCUUUUCCCCAUGUGAUAAAAACUUGCACAAAGUUCUGUAAUCAUACAAAUGUUCUGUAAUCAUAUUAACAAUGUUCUGUAAUCUGCAAUCAUUCAAAUGUUCAAUGCACAUUAUUUCCCUCCAGUUUGUAAGGUUUCCACAGUGCACAAAACAGGAAUUAGAAAUCCUUGCCUUUUCAUUUGUGUUAUUAAUAUCACCUUUGUCCGAUAUGGGAAUGUUUCAUGUAUCAGGACAUAAAAACAAAAAAAAAAAUUAUCUGGUCCUUGGCAGGUCUUAAAAUUCAGAAAAUAAAACCUCACACUGUGUCAUUAUUUAUUUAACAAAAAUAAAGCAAAUAUGGAAAAGCCGUGUGUGACAAAGUUAGGACACCCUAUGAUUCAAUUGCUAUGAUUCAAUCAUACAUUUUCUGUAUGAUUUUAUCAGUCUCUCACGACGUUCUGGAGGAAUUUCGUCCCACAUUGCUCCAGUUUAUUGAGGUUUGUGGGCAUUAGUUUAUGCACAGCUCUCACCACGGCAUUUCAGUCAGGAUGUGGUCUGGACUAUUGCAACACCUUGAUUCUUUUCUUUUCAGCCAUUCUGUUGUAGAUUUGCUGGUGUGCUUGGGAUCAUUGUUUUUUUUUUUGGAUGACCAGAUGGUAAUACUUUGCUAUACAGAGGAGUUCAUGGUCGACUCAAUGACUGUGAGGUGCCCAGGUCCUGUGGGCAGAGGCCCAUAGAGAUCCACUCAUUUUUGCUGGAAGUGGCUAACUGCUCCUCUCACAACUUUUCUGAUAUAUAUUUUGUAAAUAUAUAUUCAAACAUUAUAAAAUACUUUAAAAACAGUAUUUUUCUCAAAGGUUUGAAUUUGUUUUUGUUGUUUGAUGUAUUUUGAAGUGCCUGCUUUUGCAAUAAUGCCACAUAAAUUUUCAGAACCUUUUUACAGAAAGUUGUUUCUAAAACUUGACUGCAGGCACUUUUCUUUUUUUUAAUCUAAAAAGUCAAAUCAAAACAAUUUUAUUUUAUUUAAAUGUGAAAAAAAGAAAAGAAAAAGAAACACUGCAAUAAGCAGAUAUGAAUGGUGGGUGUAUGUGUGAGAGAGUGUGUGUGUGUGUGUCAUGUGUUAUUGUUCAUCUUGAGUUUUAUUUUCCAAAUUUGAAGACCUGCCAAGGACCAGAAUUUUUUUUUUUAAAUGUCCUGAUACAGAAAACCAUGGAAUUCAAUAGGGUGUCCUAACCUAUGACGGUAUAUACACAAGAUAUUUCACUAAAGCUUUUGGAAAUCAAAACAGGCCUAUUUAGUAAAAGAAUGGAUUCAUUUAGACUACACAUAUCGAUAAGAACUUCUUUUACACUGUAAAAAUUUUUGGUUUGUAUCAAGUUUUUAACAAUGUUACAAGGCCCUAG